AAACCAAAAUGGCUGCUCUCAGAGAUUAGUUGACAGUCAGCUGGAUUCGGUUUGAUUAGAGCCUUCUGUAUUUCAACGACUCUCUAAGAUGAAACGACUAAAUAAGUAGCACAGCAGCAAGAGUGAACGUUAUUCAUAAAACUACGGAUACACUGUAUUUAGAGAUCACAAUGAUCAAGUUCCUUCUGAUGGUUAACAAGCAAGGCCAGACCCGCCUGUCUAAGUACUAUGAGCAGGUGGACAUUGAGAAGAGGCCUUCUCUGGAGACUGAUGUUGUCAAGAGAUGCCUGUCACGCAAAAAAGAAGAGUGCUCUUUUGUGGAAUACAAGGACUUCAAACUAGUGUAUCGACAGUAUGCUGCUCUUUUCAUAGUUGUUGGUAUCAGUGACACUGAGAAUGAGCUGUCAAUCUAUGAGCUGGUACACAACUUUGUUGAGGUUCUUGACAAGUACUUUAGUCGUGUGAGUGAAUUGGAUAUCAUGUUCAACCUGGAUAAAGUGCACAUCAUCAUUGAUGAGAUUAUCCAGAAUGGACACAUAGUGGAGACCAACAAGAACCGCAUCCUGGCACCUCUACUUGCUCUGGACAAGAUGGCUGAGGCACAUUGAGCAGUUGUUUGAACCAUAGACUUAAACAUCGCAUCAUUGUAUCUGUCCAGUUAUGACGUCUUUAAGAGCACGGGCAGCGCCAUUAAGGCCAUCUCCAUUAUGAAGUAGUCAAUUUUCUUCUGAGUUGGGAAACUGAAAGGGUGCACACUGCCACCUAGAGUGUGUUGUUUGAACAGGAAUAAAGCAGAGGUUGGCGAUUUACUGAC
Molecule: messenger RNA, 814 nt
Organism: Salmo salar (Atlantic salmon)
Lineage: Eukaryota; Metazoa; Chordata; Actinopteri; Salmoniformes; Salmonidae
Gene: ap4s1
Product: adaptor related protein complex 4 subunit sigma 1
Biological process (GO): protein transport
Source: RefSeq, marked provisional